GCUGACGCCCUGCCCUUCCGCUUGGAAAUCUCACCGGAACCUCGUCGGAAAUCAGAUCUCCUUCGCCGGAAUCUUCUUCGUAUUAACCGCUUUCUCUUUAGUCGGAAGAAAUGUAUAAUAACUUGGGAGCCCAGCCUGGGGUGCCAAGACCACCAACAAACCCUCAACCAAAUCCAUUUGGUAAUGCAUUUUACAGGGCUGGUUCUGUUCUUAUCCGAGGUGGUCUGGGUGCAUAUGGGGAGAAAAUUUUGGGAUCAAGUUCUGAGUAUGUGCAAAGCAACAUAAGUAGGUACUUCUCUGAUCCCCAGUACUACUUUCAAGUGAAUGAUCAGUAUGUGAGAAACAAAUUGAAGGUUGUUUUACUGCCAUUUCUACACAGGGGCCAUUGGACAAGAAUAACUGAGCCAGUGGGGGGUAGGCUUUCCUAUAAACCCCAAAUUUAUGACAUUAAUGCACCAGACUUGUACAUCCCAUUUAUGGCAUUUGGUACUUACGUUGUUCUUGCUGGAUUGUCACUGGGCCUUCAAGGAAAGUUUAGCCCUGAAGCACUUAACUGGCUGUUUGUUAAGGGAGUGUUUGGCUGGUUUCUGCAAGUUAUGCUGCUGAAAGUAACAUUACUUUCAUUGGGUAGUGGUGAGGCACCUUUACUUGACAUUCUGGCGUAUGCUGGGUAUACUUUCACCGGACUGUGUUUUUCAGUCCUUGGACGGAUCAUUUGGCGGUACUCAUACUACUUUUUGAUGCCAUGGACAUGCUUAUGGAUGGGAGUCUUCUUGGUGAAGACCAUGAAAAGAGUUCUCUUCGCAGAAGUUAGAAGUUAUGAUUCCAGCAAGCACCACUACCUUUUGCUCUUUAUUGUCCUGGCUCAGUUUCCACUCUUCACAUGGCUUGGCAACAUUAGUGUUAAUUGGCUUUUCUAAAGCUGCGUCCUUGUCUAAGUUGUGUAGCAGGAAAGAAUUCUUUGUUUAUAUCAGCUCUAACAGUGCUUUUAGGCAAUUUUUACCAUAGAGAAAUUCAUUUCUGGUUACUUUUUUGUUUAUCAUAUUCAUAAGAACCAAUUUCCAUGUGCUGAGAAAGUUAACAAUAGUCUCCCUAGAAAUAUAUUCGUUGCUCUU
Durio zibethinus is the source of this 1115-nucleotide messenger RNA. The record is from RefSeq and is a predicted model, not a curated record. Lineage: Eukaryota; Viridiplantae; Streptophyta; Magnoliopsida; Malvales; Malvaceae.